AUUGUCAUCAUUCCAGGCUACCGAAAGAAUAACAAAUGGUUUGGCAAUGCCAAACCAUGUCUUUUUUCCUAGAAAAAAAAUCAUCAGACGGCGCAAGAAGUGUCCUUUUGUUGUGGUAAAAAUAAAACUGCGUGAUGUAUGUUACGACGUCGUUUUGCAGUUUAUGAUUUUUGAUGGGUGUUGAAAGCUUGAAGGUUCUACAACGUUCUCUCUCUCUCUACCUUCCUUGUUUGCUCUGAAUUUGAUUGAUUAGUGGAGGAUUCAUCCUAGUCGUAGAUUUCAAGUGAGAGAGAAGGAGAUGCCGAAGAGGACAACGCACACGUACUCAAGCGAGGACGCAGCUCCCGACGGACCAGACUCGGAUCUCUUCGUCUACUAUUGCAAGCAUUGUGGCUCUCACGUCCUAAUCACUGAUACGCAACUGCAGAAAAUGCCGAAAAGGAAGACUGACAAAGCUUAUGCAUUGGACAAGAAGAAGCAUCUUGCAAGGCUUAACGUUGACGAGGCUGGAAAAGUUGUCUUGAAAAGGGGUGAAGGGAAAUUGGAGAAGCAAUUUCGUAUGAAUUGCAUGGGCUGUGGGUUGUUUGUUUGCUAUCGAGCAGAAGAAGAUCUGGAAUUUGCUUCUUUUAUAUAUGUUAUAGAUGGUGCACUUAGCACAGUUGCUGCAGAAACAAACCCUCAGGAUGCUCCAGUGCCCCCUUGCAUAUCACAAUUAGGAGGACUUGUGCAGGUGGCCAUAGAGGUUGAAGACCGUGCACAAAGAUCAGCAAUAACAAGAGUGAAUGCUGAUGAUGUUCGAGUUACUGUAGCUGCACCUGCUGCCCGCGGAGAAGCUAACAAUGAACUUUUGGAAUUCAUGGGCAGGGUAUGCUCGUCCAUCACAAUCCUAUUUUUUAAAUUGGUUUUGGGUCUGAGGUUGAGCCAGAUGACUCUUCAAAGAGGAUGGAAUAACAAAUCCAAGCUGCUUGUUGUGGAGGAUCUAUCUGCUAGACAGGUUUAUGAGAAACUACUAGAAGCUGUACAACCCUGAAGCUACUGCAUUUUCUAAAUUAUUUCAGUUUUUUUUGCUUGUACUGGAUUAAUUUAUCUGUGAUCAAUUCAAAUGUAAAAUUUGUAGUUUGAACUCGAAUACUGGAGAUAGAGCUCAUCAUCUGGUGUGUAAUUGUAUCAUUGACUGAAAUACCUGGCCAACUCUCAAUUGAGUUGAUCCUGUACCUACCUGCUCAAGAGAUUGCUUGAACGAAA
Populus nigra (black poplar) is the source of this 1245-nucleotide messenger RNA. Its product is annotated as UPF0235 protein At5g63440. Bases 299 to 1030 code for a protein of 243 amino acids. NCBI's taxonomy places the organism in Eukaryota, Viridiplantae, Streptophyta, Magnoliopsida, Malpighiales, Salicaceae. The record is from RefSeq and is a predicted model, not a curated record. The transcript is spliced from 7 exons.